Dicentrarchus labrax (European seabass) is the source of this 2741-nucleotide messenger RNA. Its product is annotated as mothers against decapentaplegic homolog 4-like. Lineage: Eukaryota; Metazoa; Chordata; Actinopteri; Moronidae. Gene Ontology annotation, molecular function: RNA polymerase II cis-regulatory region sequence-specific DNA binding; I-SMAD binding; DNA-binding transcription factor activity, RNA polymerase II-specific. The transcript has 11 exons. Gene Ontology annotation, biological process: regulation of transcription by RNA polymerase II; BMP signaling pathway; anatomical structure morphogenesis. The record is from RefSeq and is a predicted model, not a curated record. Gene Ontology annotation, cellular component: heteromeric SMAD protein complex. The coding region runs from base 151 to 1773 and encodes 540 amino acids.
CCUACACUGACUCUAAGUGAGUGUGCACACAGACAGACAGACAGACAGACAGACAGUCUGGAUCACACGGAGCCAGACGGACAGACAGCCGGUCUCACCGACACAGGCAGCGGAUCGGACCCGACCGGAAAGAGCCGAGUCCCGGUGACCAUGUCGGUGCUCGCCCCGCCCCCCAGCAGCAGCGCCGACGCCUGCCUCAGCAUCGUCCACAGCCUCAUGUGCCACCGGCAGGGCGCCGAGAACGAAGGCUUCGCCAAACGGGCCAUCGAGAGUCUGGUGAAGAAGCUGAAGGAGAAGAAGGACGAGCUGGACUCGCUCAUCACCGCCGUCACCACCAACGGCGUCCAUCCAAGCAAGUGUGUGACCAUCCAGAGGACGCUGGACGGAAGGCUGCAGGUGGCGGGUAGGAAGGGUUUCCCUCACGUGAUCUACGCCCGUCUGUGGCGUUGGCCCGACCUCCAUAAGAACGAGCUCAAACAUGUGAAGUUCUGUCAGUUUGCCUUCGACCUGAAGUACGACAGCGUGUGUGUGAACCCGUACCACUACGAGAGGGUGGCGUCCCCCGCCACAGCAGGUCCUCAGUCUCUGAUAAAGGAGGAGUUCAUGCAGGACUGUCUGCAGAUCGACCUGCCCCCCCACUCUGACCCCUACAGCCAGCCCCGCCCUGUCAGCAUGUAUCCCAGCAUGCCCCUCUCUCCUCCAGGCAGCAGUUCCCUGGCGGCCGCCGCUGGGGAUUGUGGGAGGAACGCGGUAGGCAGUGACGGUCCCGGCCUCCUUCAGAUUGCCCCCCCUCAGAACCAUGGGGGCCACGCCUCUCCACCUCAUCCCAACCCUCCCCUCACUCCCCAGCCUCCUCACCCCUCCACCCCCACCUCCCCACAGCAACAGAGCCCCCCCAACACCGCUACCUGGCCAGGUAAUAGCCCCGCCCCCUACAGCCCUGCAGGACCCCAUCAGAGUGGGCGGAGCCACCAGCAGCCUCCAUUACAUCAUCACCACCACGCCCCCAAUACUCACUUCUGGUCACAGCAUCACAGUACUGCUCCAUAUCCACAGCCAGUGUCCAACCACCCAGGUCCAGAGUUCUGGUGUUCAAUCUCGUACUUUGAGUUGGAUGUUCAGGUCGGGGAGAUGUUUAAGGUCCAGUCCAACUGUCCUCUGGUGACGGUGGACGGUUACGUGGAUCCUUCAGGAGGAGACAGAUUCUGUUUGGGACAGCUGAGUAAUGUCCACCGCACUGCUGCCAGCCACCGUGCAAGACUCCACAUCGGUCGGGGGGUUCAGCUGGAGUGUCGGGGGGAGGGGGACAUCUGGAUGCGUUGCCUUAGCGACCACUCAGUGUUCGUCCAGAGUUUGUACCUGGACCGUGAGGCAGGCCGAGCGCCAGGAGACGGAGUUCAUAAGAUCUACCCCGGAGCGUAUAUCAAGGUGUUUGACCUGAGGCAGUGUCACAGACAGAUGCAGCAGCAGGCAGCGGCGGCUCAGGCAGCGGUGAUGACUCAGGCGGCGGCAGUUGUCGGUGCGAUUCCGGGGCCGAACAGCGUGGGGGGAAUCGCCCCUGCUGUCAAUGUGUGUUCGGCAGCCGGUCUGGGCGUGGACGACCUGCGCAGGUUGUGCAUCGUGCGUCUGAGCUUCGUUAAAGGUUGGGGGUGCGACUACCCGCGUCAGAGCAUCAAGGACACCCCCUGCUGGCUGGAGGUCCACCUGCACCGAGCGCUGCAGCUGCUCGACCAGGUGCUGCACGCGCUGCCGCCGCAAGAACACAUCCUCUGACGGGCCGUGGCAACUCUGUGUAUGAUGGCGGGCGGAGCUUAGCUAACAGGACAGCCAAUCACAGCAGAGAAGGCAUACCCCCGUCCUCCUCCACAGAGCUCAUUGGUCGGUUCAGAAAGGCUUCAGACAAUCAGCCAAUCACAGCAUCUCAUCCCUCCUGAUACCACAUUAAAGGGUCCGUUCACAAAAAUCCUCUGAUCUUAAUUCUGAAAAAAUUUAAUAAAUAUGAAUGAACAUUUCUUGAAUGUUUUCAACCAGAAGUUUAUGAGUUAAAUUAAGUCCAGUUUGUAAUUUCCUGCUUUUAUUAAUAUCCGGUUUUAUUUUUGUGCUCAUGAACCUGCUUUGGUGUUAGUGUUUGUGUUUGUGGUGGUUUCUUCCUUUGCCAGCACAACCAACAGAGAGUGAGGGACAAACAGUUUAACCUUCAGCCAUAACUUCCAUCAACUUAUUUAUUAUUUCUCAGUGUUGUUAACUAGCAGAUUUUGACCUGACCAAUAUGAAGUUGUCACAUUGAGAACUUUUUUGUGGUCCGAACCCCCCACUCCCUCCCCACUUUUAACAGGAAACACGUGAACAGCUCUCUGCUUCCUGUUUGAUGGUGGUUGUGUGGAGUUCCUCAGGGGUCGAUUCUGGGUCCUGCCGCGUUCUCCCUUUAAUGCUGCAUUCAGUUUGAGUGAACUGACCUUUUAACAAACUUUAACUGCCAAAAAUCAGCUGUUACAUUUUCCUUUGUUUGUUCCUUUAUUGAUUAUUUAUUUUUCAUUGAUUAUUUGCCAAAGAUUCACUUCCUGUUCUUGAUGAAAUCAUAUCCUGUUUACUCGGCGAUUCAGAUUAUUUAUUUAGGUUGUUGUUUUUUUCUCUCUCAGCUUUUUUUACCACAAUGUAUAUUUUAAUGCUUUUAUACUGAAAGGGUCUAUAACUGCAAUAUCUGCUGUUUAUUCAAAAUUAAACUUUUUGCAUAAAAAAAA